Messenger RNA from Alternaria hordeiaustralica, 1677 nucleotides. RefSeq lists its product as uncharacterized. The transcript is spliced from 2 exons. The coding region runs from base 1 to 1677 and encodes 558 amino acids. NCBI's taxonomy places the organism in Eukaryota, Fungi, Ascomycota, Dothideomycetes, Pleosporales, Pleosporaceae. The record is from RefSeq and is a predicted model, not a curated record.
AUGAAUGCGCCCGCCGCAAAAGAAAGCCGUCCCUGGGACACAUCCGCGCCCACUCAAGAUGUGCCCGAUGAAGUAGCGAGUACCCCCUUGAGCAUUGGAGAUGCGGCGUCUCCAGAAGAAAGCCGCCUCCAGGACGCAUCUACACCCACUCAAGAUGUUUCUGAUGAAGCGGCGCGCACUCCCCGCAACAUCGAAGAUGCGGCGUCUCCAGAGGAAAGCAUCCCCCAAGACACGCUCACACCCACCCAAGAAGUUCCCGAUGAGGCAGCGAGCACUCCCCAGGGCAUCGAAGAUGCGGCGUCUCCAGAAGAAAGCCGUCCCCUAGACAUACCCGCACCCACCCAAGACGUUCCUGAUGAAGUAGCGAGCACUCCCUGGAGCGUCGACGAGCGCCUUUUCAUCCAGUUGCAAGCCGGCUUUGCUCUCGCCGCCGCCAACUUGCACAUCUGUACAGUACUCCCGCCGACAGGCCAGAGCGGCUACUACGUCUUUCGCCGCUUCUUCAAUGACGCCCAGCAAGGCACCACCGAGACCACUUCCGACGACAACCCUACCACGACCUCGAGAACCCAAGAUGAAUACCUGCUCCAACGGCAGGAGCUGGUACACAAGACACUAUCGAUAUCGGAUGGAAUGGUACGAAAGGCGAUGAAGACUGGGGAGUUUAUGAGAGGGAAGAUGUGGAUUGUUGAGCAGGAAGUCUUCGACAAGUACCGAGAGAUCCGCGAAGAGAUUGGCAUCGAUUUGCCGAUCGAAGACCCGAGACAGAACAACAAGAUGUUCAACUUCCUGUACCAGAUCGUUUGCGCAAGGUUCCCCAAGUCGUUGGGACAUAGUCCUACCAGCUCAGACGCGGACGAGAAUCGCACCCGUACGGAAUAUACUGAUGACGACAUGUAUGAAGGCUCUACCCUUAGCUCUCCGCCUGAAGGCGAGUUUGAGAAUACAGAGAGCGCUUCGCCAGCGGAGGAAGACGCACCAGCCACUGAGGAGACUACACGACAGACGCGUACGAGGGUCAGGAAGCCCGCCGCCGCCCUCGACGGCAACAACGAAUCCCCACCGAUCCGUAAGUCCGGUCGGAAAGUCCUUGUAACCGACAAAGCAAAAAAGACGCAGACAGGUACGAAACGCACCAGGCGGAACACGGCGGUAGAAAACGAGAGUGACGAUAACGAGGAAGAUGAAGAGGAAGACAUCGUCGUGGAUGAAGAAGAGGACGAGGGUGGAGCAUCACCGAAGAAGCGCGCCAAGAAGACCAUCCAGAAGAACGCCCAGAAGACCGCAAAGCCGAAGACCAAGAGGGGUCAUGGACCGAACCGUAAGCCGAACGAUGCCUGGUCGAAAGCAGAGCGCGAGGUCAUCAUCGCACUUUUCAACAAGAUCAUAGCCGAGAAGGGUCUUAUUUACUGGGUAAACAAUAUCAGUUCAAUCUUCCACGAGGCUACCGACGCCGUGAACGCACACAGGGCCCUGGAUACAGCCACGUAUCCUGGUAACCCUCGCGGCAUGGAUGGUGUGCGCACUCAGGUCCACAAGAAGGCCGCUUAUGGGCGCAUCAUAGACCAGGCUAGGAAGCUGAGAGCUAAGGACGCCGAUCCCAAGAAGACGGUGACAGAGGCAGAGCUGAAGCCUCGGGAUGUGUUUAAGGUAACAGAUCUUGAUCCUGGAAAAUGA